This is a messenger RNA of Brienomyrus brachyistius, 643 nucleotides long. It is a transcript of the gene ndufb7, whose product is annotated as NADH:ubiquinone oxidoreductase subunit B7. Gene Ontology annotation, cellular component: mitochondrion. The record is from RefSeq and is a predicted model, not a curated record. The coding region runs from base 218 to 583 and encodes 121 amino acids. The transcript is spliced from 3 exons. Lineage: Eukaryota; Metazoa; Chordata; Actinopteri; Osteoglossiformes; Mormyridae.
UAGAAGAGCGUAUAACCCGCCUCCUGAUAGCAGGGCUCCGCGGUCAUAGUAAAGGACGCUAAACUAUCUUUAGUUGGAGGGCAGUAGUCACUGUGGAGGUGAUUGUAAUACUGUCCCUGCAAUCUAUUAUGUACAUCUGAGAGAUUCAUACAAACUGGAAAAUAUUCCGAAUAUAAAAAGGGACUGAGAGGUCAAAUUUCACUGGUGCAUAGACAAGAUGGGGGCUCAUCUGGCCCGAACGUAUAUUACGGAAAGGGAUACCGAACCGGACCCUUUAAAACCCUCCAGUUUCGACCCACAGUUUGGAUUUGGCGAAAGAAAAGAGAGAGAGAUGGUGGCCACGCAGGAGCAGAUGAAGCUGGCCCAGCUGCCUCUCGUCCAGCGUGAUUACUGUGCUCACCACCUCAUAAAGCUCAUGAAGUGCAAGAGGGACAACUGGCCCAACUUCCUGGCCUGCCAGCAUGAACGGCACGACUGGGACUACUGCGAGCAUCAAGACUACGUGAUGCGGAUGAAGGAGUACGAACGAGAGCGCAGGCUGCUGAAGAGGAAGAAGAGGCUGGAGGAGGCUCAGGUCGCGUGACCCUUCCCAGGCCUCAUCGCCACACCUCUACACAUUUAAAUAAAGUCUUCAUUUCCACCA